Messenger RNA from Cynocephalus volans (Philippine flying lemur), 711 nucleotides. RefSeq names its product sperm flagellar 1 (gene SPEF1). Gene Ontology annotation, cellular component: axoneme. NCBI's taxonomy places the organism in Eukaryota, Metazoa, Chordata, Mammalia, Dermoptera, Cynocephalidae. The transcript is spliced from 7 exons. Gene Ontology annotation, biological process: regulation of cytoskeleton organization. Gene Ontology annotation, molecular function: microtubule binding. The record is from RefSeq and is a predicted model, not a curated record. The coding region runs from base 1 to 711 and encodes 236 amino acids.
AUGGCGAGCAGCUUGGACGAGGAGGCGCUGCACCAGCUGUACCUGUGGGUGGACAAUAUCCCUCUGUCCCGGCCCAAGCGAAACCUCUCCCGAGACUUCAGUGAUGGAGUCCUGGUCGCAGAGAUAAUCAAGUUUUACUUCCCCAAGAUGGUAGAGAUGCACAAUUAUGUCCCUGCCAACUCUCUCCAGCAGAAGCUCAGCAACUGGGGUCAUCUGAACAGGAAGGUGCUGAACAGGCUGAACUUCUCGGUACCAGACGACGUGAUGCGCAAGAUUGCACAGUGCGCCCCGGGCGUGGUGGAGCUGGUGCUCAUCCCGCUGAGGCAACGCCUGGAGCAGCGGCAGAGACGCAGGAAGCAGGGCGCAGGCUCUUUACAGGAGCUGGCUCCCCAGGAUGGCAGUGGAUACAUGGAUGUAGGUUUGUCCCAGAAGGCCAGAGGGGAAGGUGCCCCAGGCCCCCAAGGAGAGGGGAAGCUCAGGGCGGGGCAGCCGCCUGCUCCGCGGACUACCGCGUAUAGCCAAGCGCUGCAGGGCGACCCGAGCUUCGUCCUCCAGAUCGCUGAAAAGGAGCAGGAGCUGUUGGCCUCGCAGGAGACAGUGCAGGUCCUGCAGAUGAAGGUCAGGCGCCUGGAGCACCUGCUCCAACUCAAGAACGUGCGCAUCGAGGAUCUCUCCCGACGGCUCCAGCAGGCGGAGCGUAAGCAGCGGUGA